GUCCCGCCUUUCCGGACCGCAGUUGCCAUAGGAUCCAUUGAGCCCCUCAUCGGUCUUCCAUUAUUGACUUACCAGGACUGCAACAAACAGUGCAAAACGCGAGGCGCGUCAAAGUGCGACAACUUCUUCUGCGACUAAAGAAUUCGAAAUAGGAAUACCAUAACGAUACUCGAACGAAUACACGAUAUAAUACGACUACGAAGCGAAGUAUCCCUACGGGCUCGUUCAUAUAUUUUGUUGCCAUUAUACACCCGAGGCGCAUUAGUCAACAAGUCUUGACGACCGCGCGCCAACCGCUACAUACACACAAGGUUUGUUGCUAGCAGCGCUGAAUAGCGUGGGAAGUUACAACUGUACGACGUCCCUUGGUUAUCCACACGAUCGCCCAGAAUGCCGCCCAGAGCGUCUACAAGGUCGACACGAAACUCAACGGCCGUUUCGCACAAGCCAACGGCUGCGACCCCGAACUCGCGCGCAUCUGCCACUUCCCGCAUCUCCCUCAAAAUCCCCGAGGAGGCGCCUGACAAUGCGCUGCGAACUCAGAUAUGCGGCAUCUUCAAAGAUGCCCAGCGAACGACGGCGACGCACCGGAAGUUGGUUGUAAACCUGCGCAAGAUCCACGAAGCCUGCUGCUAUGAACCGAUUCGUCCAAGCAAAAAUGGCGACUCCAACGACUUUGACGAGGCCGAUUUCAAUAACGAGUUCACCCGCUGCGUGAUACGCGCCAUGCCGGUCAAGAAAAGCGAAGGCAUCGGGGAGAAGACGAUUCGAUUCGUCGGUUUGUUCUUACGCCACGCCAGCGACAAGGACAAUGAUGUGCUGGGGGAGAACGACGUCGAUGCUAGUACCAUGCCCGAGACCCCCAGUACGCGGCUUACUACACAAGUAAUGGAGGCUAUUGUCGCAUUGCUCACUGCCAAGGACAAGUUCGUUCGAUAUAGGGCAACCCAACUUAUCUCCCACGUCAUCAACUCGCUCGACGCCAUCGACGAUGAUCUUUUCCAAAAGUUGCGACAUGGUCUGCUGAAGCGUAUCCGUGACAAGGAGGCCAUGGUCCGGGCUCAAGCCGUCCUCGGACUUGGAAGACUGGCUGGCAACCAGGUUGAGGGAAUGGCUAACUCGGAGGAUAGUGACGAUGAUGCUGAGACGGGCCUGUUGGAGAAGCUCUUGGAAGUUCUGCAGAACGACCCUAGCGCCGAAGUGAGACGCUCGCUUCUGGUGAACUUGCCGAUUCUCCCAAAUACACUACCUUACCUCUUGGAACGUGCCCGUGACCAAGAUGCUCAGACUCGUCGCGCUGUCUACUCAAGACUGCUUCCUGCACUCGGCGACUUUCGCCAUCUCUCCCUUUCCAUGCGCGAGAAACUCCUUCGCUGGGGCUUGAGGGACCGAGAUGAGAAUGUACGCAAGGCCGCCGGCCGUUUGUUCCGGGAGCGGUGGAUCGAGGACUGUGCGGGUGUUUCUGCGCAGGCCGAGGAUGGCAAGCCUGCUGAAGCAGCGACCCCUAGUCUGGAUGGUCUCCUUGAACUUCUCGAGCGCAUCGACAUAGUGAACUCCGGUGUUGAGAAUGGAGUAGCUCUUGAGGCCAUGAAGGGCUUUUGGGAGGGCCGCCCAGAUUACAGAGAUGCCGUCUCGUUUGAUGACAAUUUCUGGGAGACACUUAGUGCCGAGUCGGUCUUUAUUGCGAGAAGCUUCAAUGAUUUCUGCCGAAUGGAAGGAAAUGGCAGAUACGAAUCAUUGGUUGAAGAAAAGCUACCAGAGGUCACCAAAUUGGCCUUCUACCUGGAACGUUAUCUCAAUGUUCUCACCGAGGCGAUACGCCGAGUCAACACUCAAGAGCCUUCUGAGGAAGAUGACGACGAGGAAGAUACGGUUGAGCAGGAGUUUAUUGUAGAGCAGCUGCUACACAUCAUCUUGACGCUGGACUACUCAGACGAGGUUGGGCGCAGAAAGAUGUAUGCGCUGCUGAGGCAGACUCUGUCCAUUCCGGAACUUCCCGACGAGGUCACGAAACUCACUGUCAACGUGCUCCGCGACCUAUGCCCCCCUGAUACUGCUGGGGAGAAGGAGUUCUGCAGUGUUGUUCUGGAGGCAGUUGCCGACGUCCAUGAUACCAUAGUUGACGAUCCUGGCGCCGAUAACGACGACGACAGUUUCCACUCCGCCCGCUCUGAUGUAAGCAGUGAUGGCACACCUACUAAGCGUGGCAAGAAUGGCGAGUUGAAUGAGGAGGAUGCCCGAGCCAAGGCCAUUAAGGAGAUCAUGAUCAACAUGAAGUGCCUGCACAUAGUCCAGUGUAUGCUCGCCAACGUUGAGGGCACCCUGCAGGAGAAUGAUCACCUCAUCUCCAUGCUCAACAACCUGGUCGUGCCAGCCGUCCGCAGCCACGAAGCCCCCGUCCGCGAGCGAGGCCUUGUGUGCCUCGGGUUAUGUGCGCUUCUCGAUAAGCCACUUGCAGAGGAGAAUUUAACACUCUUCAUGCAUUUCUUCAGCAAGGGUCAUGCGGCUCUUCAGAUCACAGCCUUGCAAAUCCUCACCGACAUUCUGAACGUGCACGGUGCCCAGCUUCUAUCAGCCAAUCCUGCACUUCUCAAAGUCUACAUCCGGGCCUUGCGCUCUGGCUCAAAAAACCCCGAGGUACAGGGCGCCGCCACCGUUGCCGUUUCAAAACUUCUCCUGGGCAGAGUUGUUACGGACCACGAAACGUCGACAGAGCUACUCAAGACGCUUGUCGUCGCAUAUUUCGACCCAGCUACCAACGGCAAUCAGAGCGUGAGGCAAGCUCUAAACUACUUCCUGCCAGUCUUCUGCUUUUCCAGGGCCGAGAACCAGGGCUUGUUGCAGUCCGUGGCUCUCGAUGCUCUCCACGCCCUAUACAAUGUGCGCGAAGGCCUAGAGGAUGACGACGCUGACAUUAACGAGGAGAUGGCCAGUUUGAGCACUAUUGGCGCCUGCUUGGUGGACUGGACGGAUCCACGGAAGUGCUACCAACCAGGUCUCCCUAUGGAAGCCGAGAAGAAGCACGUCAAUGGCGACGUCCAUCUUGAUUUCGCAACUGACAUCUUGGAGAAGCUGAACAGCAGUGCUAGCAAAGAAGAAAAGAAGACGGUUGGGCCGCUGCUGGGGAAGUUGUAUAUUUCGCCUGCGUCUUCAGAGGACAAGAUCCGCGUCUUGUACGAAGAGGUUUCUUCAGCCGUGGAAGAAAACAUUGCCACCGACGCAACUAGCAGAAACGCUCUUUACAAGAUCCACGUGAACCUUGGCAAGAUCGUCAACCAACUGAGUGAGCAGGACAAGACAAUGAUGCGAAGGAGCGGGAGUCGGAGCGUGAGCGUCUCGGUCGCGGGAGAUACCUCUGUGACAGAGGAUGAAAAGACCGCUUUGAUGGAUGACAGCAAAGGGGACGAAAAGACAGUACUGGCCCCGUCACCCAUCAAGGAGGAACCUGAAGAUUCUGACGUUGAUCUUGAUGGCCCGAGUCACUCUACGAUACGGACGGCUCGUCAGGAUGACGACUCGCUCGUGGAGGAACUACUUACGGAUGGGGAAGAUUGAGAUGACGUGAUUAUGUUGCGAUGAUAUCCGAUAUAUUUUUGUGUAGUUGUUACUCGAACUUAGUGAAUGAUUCCCAGCCCUGUUCCAC
Molecule: messenger RNA, 3643 nt
Organism: Pseudomassariella vexata
Lineage: Eukaryota; Fungi; Ascomycota; Sordariomycetes; Amphisphaeriales; Pseudomassariaceae
Product: condensin subunit Cnd3
Exons: 2
Coding region: 391-3555 (1054 amino acids)
Biological process (GO): mitotic chromosome condensation
Cellular component (GO): condensin complex; condensed chromosome
Source: RefSeq, a predicted model, not a curated record